Molecule: messenger RNA, 1453 nt
Organism: Aspergillus ochraceoroseus IBT 24754
Lineage: Eukaryota; Fungi; Ascomycota; Eurotiomycetes; Eurotiales; Aspergillaceae
Exons: 3
Coding region: 469-1269 (266 amino acids)
Source: RefSeq, a predicted model, not a curated record
AGUUCAAUCAUCACUCCAUGCAAUUGAUGUUGACGUCAAGGAUAAGUAAGGGAGAGUCUCUGGUUCGUGAGAGAGUGCCAUAUUUCUGUUAACAAUGUUGCACUUGUGCUACCCAGUGAAAGGCUUGAGAUAGGAGGGCUACCACAUGAGCCUGUCGACAUCCUCAAGUAGACAUCUGCAUAUAUUAGAUUCACCACUUGCUUUUUUUCCCUGAUAAAGGGUUCGAAGAUUCAGAUCAAGUACCUUUCCAUCCUCAUUUCUAACAGGAUGUCUUUCAUUGCACAAGUCAAGCUGCAUCAUGGCCAAGUCAAUCACCUCAACCAUGAACUCUUACCCUCUGGACUCAAAACAGAUAAAGAGCAGCUCAAAUCCUGCCUCCUUCUCGAUUCGAGUCCAUAGUCGCAAUCUACAAACAAUGUACCUCGAUAUCAACUUAACUAACAGUUAAGUUCAGACAAGAAAAGAAAAAUGACAAUCCUCAGUCUAAUCGCCCUCGCAAUCUUCCUCCUCAUCCUCACAUACAAAAACAUCCCCUUCAUGUGGCUUAUCCGCAACCUCCAAGUGCUCAUCCUCCGCCGGUACCUCUCUCCCAUCCACCGCACCCAACUCACCCCGGAAUGCCUCUUCCUCCCCACGAUCCACCGCAGCCGCUCCCCACUCACCGAAUGCGACCACAACAUGCACAAGUCCAACUCGACCUACUUUUCCGAUCUCAACAUCUCCCACGGAAACAUCGGCCUCACCCUGUUCAACCAGUUCCUGGCCUUGCGUCCGGGGGCGGGAUCGGCCUUCCCGGCUCUCGGCGGCGUGCAGUGCGUCUUCCACCGCGAGAUCAAACCGUACCAGGCGUAUGAGGUUUGGUCGCGCGUACUCAGCUGGGACGAGAAAUGGAUAUAUAUUGUUUCGCAUUUUGUGGAGCCGGGUGCAUUUCGUCCGAGACGAUUCUUCUUUCAGCGUAAAUAUAUCUAUCUACGUAGUAGAUGCUCAUCAACGGAAAGAAAGAACCCGAUCUUUGCGUCCUCGAUUGCGCGGUUUGUCCUGAAACAGGGACGAAAGACGGUCCCGCCGGAGAUUAUGCUGGUCCAGUGUGGCUUGUUACCUGGGAAAGAGGCGAGUUCGAGGGCGGACUUGGUUGUCAGGCAAGUAAUUGAGGAGCGGCGGCGGAGGGAUUUGGAAACGGCACAGUUACGAUUAGGCUGGGAUGCAGUGCGGGAGGCAUUUGAGGGGGAAGGAGUGACGGUUUUAUCUCGGUAUACUGAUUUAAUUUGAGGGAAGCAGUACUUUAUAAGUAGUACUUUACAAAGAGCCUGAGUUUAGGAAUUAAAGUACGCGCCAACUGGAGAAUUCGACCGAUCCUUGACCCACUGAAGUGAAGAGAGAUCGACAAUCUCCAGAUCAUUUACGAAUUGAUGUAUAAACUAAUGAGAGAAAAGCCAACUAUUAUUAGAUAGUU